Bathycoccus prasinos is the source of this 1053-nucleotide messenger RNA. RefSeq lists its product with no specific name. Lineage: Eukaryota; Viridiplantae; Chlorophyta; Mamiellophyceae; Mamiellales; Bathycoccaceae. Bases 1 to 1053 code for a protein of 350 amino acids. The transcript has a single exon. The record is from RefSeq and is a predicted model, not a curated record.
AUGUUAGCAAAAAGCGCCAAUCGGACGGAGUACGAGCGCGAACGCGACGAGCGCAUCGAAGCGAACAAAAGAAGAAUGGAAAAAGUUCUCGGAGACGCGAAGCGUAAAGCUUUUCCAUCGUCUUCGUCUGAAAAGGAUACAGAGGAGGAGAGAAGAAUAAAGAAGAUGAAGAAGAGUAACGCGUUGCUUCCAAAAUCCAAACCUUUGCUGUUCGGAGCGACGAAGAGAACGAGCGCGAGAGAUAAAAAAGUGGUCAACUACGCCGAAGAGAAAGUCGACGUUUCGAUAUCGACGCCCACUUUAGUCCCUUCUGGUGGUGGCACUGCGAAAAGAGCGUCGUCGUCGUUUGGGACGUACGACCCGCCAAAGACGCGAGAAGAGGCGCAAAAAUCGGCAGUGUUUUACAAACCGGCGAGGAGAACGAAGGAAGUGUAUCCGGAAAGUUCCGUCUUGAAGCGCGACGAGGCGACUGGGAAGCUGACGUUCAAAAACGUUCCGAGUUCGCAAGCGCACUUUCAACCGAAUUUGACGCCGAAAGAAAUGAUUCAAGCCGGGACGUUUGGUGGGUGCUACUUUAACCCGCGAGGAGGUAAAAAAGGUUUCCUCAAACGUCCAAUUCUAGUCACGUCAAAAGAGUUUCCCGAGGAAUGGUUCGAGAACAUGUCCAAAGGUUUAUACGAGAAUCGAGUGUAUAAAAGUUACCGAAACCUGUAUCAAGUGAAAGCGGGUCAAGAUCAGCACUAUUGGGAAGAACACGGAUGGAUUAACGAACAAGAUCCGAGAGGGUGGUUCCAAUGGUAUUGCAGGUUUUAUCUCGGGAGAAGAACGGCGGACGAUGCGAGACAAAUAUCGCGCUGGACCGGAGUUGGCGGCGAAAAAGGUCGAUGGAAGAAUAAUCUCUUGAACAAGAUUGUUUCGUCAAACAGACGUUUCGACGACGCCUCGAUUUCACCCGUCGUUCGACAAACAAUGUUACACUGGGCGAUUGAAGUUACGGAAAAAGAUUGCAUGAAGUUCGCCAAGAGUAAAGGAUAUAAACUAAAAGUCGUUUAG